Cyprinus carpio (common carp) is the source of this 1824-nucleotide messenger RNA. RefSeq names its product nuclear pore membrane glycoprotein 210-like. Lineage: Eukaryota; Metazoa; Chordata; Actinopteri; Cypriniformes; Cyprinidae. The record is from RefSeq and is a predicted model, not a curated record.
UUGUUCCAUGUUCGUUUGUAUACCACUCGCAAGGUUUAUGCGCAUAGUCCAAGUCUUCUUCUCCGUUUUUAGUGUAUCUCUGUGGCAGGAUUACAGUGUCACAUACUGGUCUGGAAUGUAUGCUACAUCGUGGUUUCGUGUGGACGCAGAUAUUUCUUGAGACGAGGGUAAAAAACAGAUCAGAUAGGGAAAGCUCUGGCUUCGUGUGGAAGGAGCCUCAGGGAGGCCGCUUUUCACAACCAUGGAAAACACCAGAUGUGCCUGCCAUUAAUCCAACUAUAUAAAAGGAAUUUAAGAAUAAUGAUUAAUAAUUAGCCCGUUAGGAACUUUAAGAGAUUAUAAUCCAGAUAUAAAAUUCUGUCUGGAGGAUCCACAUGUCCCCCUUUAAUUACUUGAUUCUUAGACUAGAAAUAAUUCUCAGUGGUGAUUAUCUCUAACUCUUUAAUAUGUGCAAUUAAAACAUGAUGGGUGGGAAGAGAAAUUAUCUCAACUUUAUUUGACCUGCAUAGAUCUUAGAUCUGGGCAGGAUUUUCACUUUUUAGAGACAUGGAUACAUUUCUGCACAGAUGGAAUUUGAGGUUGUGAUUGACUGACUGGAUUUACAUUGCCAAAGCAUUGACUACAUUAAAUAAGACACACACACACACACACAAAAGUUUAAUAAAAUAAAAAUUAGAGGGAAAAGGCAAAAAGGUACACAAUGAUUUGUUUUAUUUAAAUGCUGUUUUGGUAUUUUUACAACUUUGGAGCUCACCAAGUGGAUAUAGCACUAUCAUAAUUACAGUGGAUAGCUGUACGUGUAUUAAAGCAACCCACCUCUUUUCCUGAAAUUCUUACCCAUUCACCAAAUUGACAUACUCCCAGAACAGAAUAAUUAUCGUUAUUAGAAGUCAGUGUACCAUCAGAGUAAUAUAUUUCAAGGUCAAAAAAAAAAAAAAACCUUACAGUUGCUUUAAAUGUUACUUAAAUGUUAUUCAGUGUUAACAAUAUUGUGUGCUUGUGACUCUCUCUCUCCCUUUCUAUCUCCUCCUCCAUGGUAGCUCAAUGCAAUCUAGACCAGUGGGAGGCCCUAGAGAAGAAACUACAUCCUGAGGCAGAGCUACUGUGCUCGCUACACUUUGGCGCCCCCUAUCCAGAGAAGAGAAUACUGCAGGCUAUCUUUAAUGCAACACCCUUCUACAAUUCAUACACUGCUCAGUACAGCAGGAGGAUCUCUGUGCAGCCCCAGUCAGACUCCAUCCUCCAUCUCCUGGCCACUCGGUCUCUCUCCAUCCAUCUGUCUGCCUGUCUGCCCCAGCUGCCCUGCUGUCGCUUCCUCAGUCACCCCCUUCUUUUCAGUCUUCCCUUCAGCAUUUCAUCGUCCCAGCAGCAUGUGGCUGAAAUCAGAGUGUUUGGCACCACAGACAUGCUCAGCACACUGAAGGUUCAGUCAUACACCCCAGACAUUGUGUUAUCUGAUGUGGUCUGGUCAGAUGAAGACCCCACCCUCCUCCUUAUGUCAGUCUAUCCAACCUCACAUUUCCUGGAUCACGUACCAUCUAUUGCAAGCAUUACCCUAUCCACAAACCUCUCUCCGCAAAAGCACUUUGUGUUGGUUACUAGAGUGAUGGACAACCUGGAGUCAGUGAACAAUACCAUGCUGUCUCUCACACAGACUGUACGUGCAGUUCUCACACCCUCUACUAAUGCAGAAGACGACAAAAGAAGACAUUUCUAUCUAUGGCUCGCACCAUCACUGGCAACACCAAAAGUCCUGCAGAAAAAAACAGUGGCUUUGGAGUACUAAACAACUUAAUGCAUCUUUUCUCCCCUCAUGUUAUUCUU